This is a messenger RNA of Rubroshorea leprosula, 1356 nucleotides long. NCBI's taxonomy places the organism in Eukaryota, Viridiplantae, Streptophyta, Magnoliopsida, Malvales, Dipterocarpaceae. The record is from the annotation of a GenBank genome assembly.
GGAGACUUUUUAUUCUAACCUUAAGAAUUAAGGUCAUACAUGUCAGUUUCCUCUUUGCAUAUAUGUUGGGUCUUUAUGGAUCAUACUCUUUUAAGUUUUAACUUCCUAAGUUAACUUUGUGGUAAUUUAACCAGUAUUUCAAUUGUCGUCAAGGGAGGGCUUUCCUCUUCAAUAAUGUGUAAGUCUCUCUCUCCUCGUUAACACAUUAUAUUAAAAUUUAUGACAUUGAAUUAGAACUUCAUUCAGUAAUUAUUCAAAGCAAGCAUUCUCAAACUUCUUAAUGGUGGUAGUAUGAUGUUCUGUUUUGCUUUGGUUUAAAGAUUGGCCUUAGAAUUCCAAACUAUGGAACUUGACUAAAAUGGAAGAGGAAAUUCACAUAUUCUUCUUUUGCAUUGAUCUUCAGCCUGGUUUGUUUUAAGAUCAGGUUCGAUUGACUUAUUUUAAGGCCUGAUGUGUUGUAAUCCAGGGUGAAUGUAACAGUUGGACGACAAGAAGAGAGGAUGAUGAUGUCUGGUUUGCAUACUGUUGAAGAUAUAUUUUGCUGCAGCUGCGGACAAAUUAUUGGAUGGAAAUAUGUUGUUGCGCAUGACAAAAAUGAAAAGUACAAGGAAGGAAAGUUUGUUCUGGAAAGAUGGAGAAUAACUGAGAUCAACGAGGGAUUGAAUUUGGAUGGCCAUUCUGGUUCAAGUGAUGCAGAAACUCCUUAGAAACUUGCUGCCAACCCUUGCAAUAACUGAUAAAAGCUGUAUAUUUUCAGUGAUUCUAGAUUAUAUAUACAACUCCUGGAACUUAAAAGAGAAACUUGCAUACACACACUGCCUUCUCCUUGGCUGUGAGUAGGUUCAACAUUCUUUUCUGGGAUAUAUGACCCAUGUUUGGGGGUGGUGUUAUUGCCACAGCCACUACGGUUAAUACCACAGCUUUUUUUAAUUAUUUGACUAUUAUACCCCUCAUUUGAAUCCAACUUGCUGCAGUCACCACGUUCUCUGCGUGGGUUAAUGGUCAAUUAAUUAAAAAAGCUGUGGUGUUAACCUGUGAAGCUGUGGCAAUAACACCACCCCAUGUUUGGCUGCUAGAAAUCUAUUGAUGGAAUUCCUGUGGGCAUCGACUGAUAUAGUGUGGUGCGGUGGCCCCAAUGCCUCCACCUGAUCUAAAUUCCAUCUUAAAAAUAAAUGAGUUAUUUCCACUGAUGUUGGAAUCAAUAGCUUGAAUACAAAUCCUCUGCCUUUCCUAAAUAAGGAAAUUAUAAAAUUAUUCACCCAGAGUCUUAUGAUGAAGUAGUUAUGUAUCGUUUUUCUCACUUUGAUGAGGUUCAUUAAUUGAUAUGUAUUUACUUAUUAAAUGAAGUGUGACCAU